This is a messenger RNA of Cordyceps militaris CM01, 1125 nucleotides long. RefSeq names its product endo alpha-1,4 polygalactosaminidase. The coding region runs from base 1 to 1125 and encodes 374 amino acids. Lineage: Eukaryota; Fungi; Ascomycota; Sordariomycetes; Hypocreales; Cordycipitaceae. The transcript is spliced from 3 exons. The record is from RefSeq and is a predicted model, not a curated record.
AUGAAAUAUUCAGCCACCUUGGCCGCGCUCGUUCCUUUGGCCGCUGCUGUCGGCAAAGUCCCCGACAAAUUCAAACCUGGCGCAAGAUGGCAGGUGGAAAUCCAAAACCCGCUCAUCGUGCCCAGCAGCUCGACCCAGAAGCUGGUUCCUGACGCGGAUAUUUGGGACAUUGAUCUGUGGCAUGCCGACGCAAACCGGUCCAUCAUCCCUGCACUGCAUGCGCACGACAAGAUUGUCAUCUGCUACUUGAACCUCGGCGCCGUGCAGCCCGACGAGUGCGACUUCAACACCAGCUGGUACAAAGACGGCGGCAAGGACAACAAGUGGACCGGCCCCUGGUACUACGAUGCCAACUACGACCCGGACAGCCCCGACAACGAGGGCAACCGGUACUGCGAGCGCUACGUCGACUUCACCGACACGCCCAUCCGCGACCUCAUGAAGGCGCGCCUGAAGACGGCGCGGGACCUGGGCUGCGACGGCGUGGACCCGGACAACAUUGACAUUUCAAGCAUCACCUGGGGCAGCGGCGCCACGCCACCCACGCGCAAGCAAGUGUCCGCCGCGCUGGUCGACCUCGCCGCGUACGCGCACAGCAUGACGAGCACGCGCGGCUUCCAGUUCCUCAUCGGGCAGAAGAACGGCGCCGAGUACGCGGCAGAUCUCGUCGGGCACUACGACUUUGCCGUCCUGGAGCGCUGUCUGGAAGCCGGCUUCUGCGGCAACUUCACCGGCUACCUGGCGGCGGGCAAGCCGGUCCUCGCCAUUGAGUAUCCGGCGUCGCUGGAGGACGCGGGCGACGGCACGAGCGGCUGCAAUAUGACGCGCGAGAGCCGGUGCGAGAGCGGCGACGCGGACUGUCCGUGUCGCGAUAUCGGGGGCGAGCCGUUUGCGAGGAUGGACAGGGUCCUCAAGCUGGACUUUGACGAUUUUGGACUGAAUGGCUGCACGCAGUACUGCGACUCCAGGGUGGUGGUGACGCCCACGGACACGGACAACAAGGGAGUCUGCCGCUACGGAGUAGGCAGCGUCGCCCAGUUCCAGCAGAUCUUGACGGGCGAGUGUGUAGUCGCAGCGAUGUCAGCGGGCUGGGAAGUGACGCCGCUACCCUGCACCACCAUAUAA